Messenger RNA from Peromyscus californicus insignis, 3072 nucleotides. RefSeq names its product spermatogenesis-associated protein 31-like. The transcript has 4 exons. The record is from RefSeq and is a predicted model, not a curated record. The coding region runs from base 1 to 3072 and encodes 1023 amino acids. Lineage: Eukaryota; Metazoa; Chordata; Mammalia; Rodentia; Cricetidae.
AUGGAGACUCUUUCCUCUCUUCUAGAUAGAAUAUACACCACAUGGGUGAGCCUCAGCUCCACUAUGUGGGUAAUGGACAUGAUCCUUGCCUUUGUAUGUGGACUGGGGCUCUACCUCCUGUUACUUCCCUUCCUUGAGAGUCAUCUAUCUUCACCUCUACCAAAUAUAAAGUUUACCAACAAGCCUCACCUGCAGAUGACCUGGCAGAGCUGGUGCAGGAAAAAGUUUAGGACUCGUUGUAGGAAAGAUCCCAAAGCUUGGGGAGAAUGCCUGAAAAAGCUGAAAGAAAAAGGAAAAGAUGGAUUAUUUCUAGAAGAAAUUAGCCCAGGACACCAUUUGAAUUCUUUAGGGAACAUGUUUAAGUCACCAAGUACUAAGCAAGACAGUACUACUCUGCCACCUUUCUGGAACCUGAAAGAAAAAUCAGAGCAGCAGAUGGCCAUUCAGAAACUAUCAUAUCCCAAGAUUUUGGGGGACCACUUUCAACAGAAAUACAACCAGCUUUUCUGGGGUCUUCCUUCUCUGCACAGUGAAUCUCUAGUGGCUGCUGCCUGGAUCCCUCAGACUUCUACUCUCCCUUCUCCCUUUUUCUUAUUCAAUGUCAUCUCAAGUGGUUAUCCAGUUCAAAUGCAGGCUCAAAUGUCUUCAGUGCUUUCCCACACACAUCCCCUGUCCUACCUGGACCUCCAAUCUCCACCCUUAAUACUGUCUCCACCCCAAUUCCAGCCCCCAACUUUGAAUCAAGUCCAUCUUCAAUCCUCUCUUCCAGCCCUACUGCCCUCUUCUCUAUCCUACACAAGGGAUUAUGGAACAUCUUGUUCUCAGUCACAAAGUAAGCCACAGUGUCUCCCUACUGAAAUACAAUACAGGGAAAGACCCUCAGUGACAAAACAACUAGAAAGUAGAUUGGCUUUACCCUUGAUGGUGCAGAGACCCCAAGAAGUCUAUGAUGUCUUGACCUCCAACAUUUCCCAAGACUUGGCAGUCUCUAUCCUUCCUGACAAUUUUCCAAUUAGCUGUGAGCUCCGGGAGAAACUGGAGCAGCACAUUCAAAAGUGGCUCAUUCAACACCGAUGGGAUCUUCCUCAGAAGAUCCAAGAAUCUCUGGAAGUGAUGCAGCUUCAGAGCACAGUAAUAGAAAGUUGUCAACCCAGAGAGAGACCUGGCCCCUCAAGACCCUUUGUGUCUAUGGGUGAACAUAGCAUGGAUGGCCAGAAGGUGAGAUUCAAGCUAGAAAGGGAAUCUGGUAAGAAUUUGGGACCUAUUCUAGGAAAGAUCUCAAAACAUCCAAUCAAGCACUUGGAAAAAAGUCCAGUAAAGAAUCUAGAAAACGGCCUGAAAGCUCAUUUGGGCACAAAGUCAGGGCAAAUCAAUCAAGGUCUGAUCCCUCUGAGUGUGCGUCGAUCCUGGCUUGCUAUGAACAAUGGAUUUACCACGCCGGACACCCAUAUGGAAACUAGAAACUUAGCAUCCUCGAAGAGUUCAGAGAAGUCUGUGAGCUCUUUACGGAAGCUUGCCUUUCUUGAUCCAGGCAUUCAACAGGCCCUGGAGGCACAUGUUGUAAGGUUUUGGGUGAAGCACAGGUGGGGCCUUCCCCUCAAGAUACUCAAGCCCAUAAAUCUCUUUAAGUUGAAAAGUGGUGAGUCCUUGCCCAUUGCACUGUAUGCCCCACCCUCCUCAUCCUCUGUAUCUGAGACCAGUUCAGCAGUUGAGGUAGUCGGGUUCCUAGGAAAACCAUGUCAGACAUGCUUGAGAGAGGUGAUAAUUAAGGAUUCUUCUCCAUCACUAGGGAGUCUUCUCCUUGUCUCCUCUCCUUCCUGUAAGGAUAUCGAGAGAGCCCUGGGAGUGUUUCCAUCUGGUGUUGACCAGGAGCCUUCAAAGACCCCACCAGCCAAAACAGAGAGCAGGCAUCAUUCUGAAACUCCCACACAUAAGUUCAUGGAUAUACCCUCUCAGAGUGGGACUGUCUUAGAGAAAGAGAAAGAGACCCAAGAAGUCCUUUUACUGCCUAGAAGGACUAGUGUCCAAAAUGCAGGGGCACACAGCCACCAGGCAAAAGUUGUUAGUGAGUUUCCACAUAAUGUGGAGACAGAAUCAAUAGGCCAGCCACAAGUCUACACUGCUGCUGUGCUCCUUCCAGAGCAUUCCAGGAGCGUGCUUCUUCCUGCAGACACUUUGGCUUCACAGAUGUUAGAUGACAUUGUGGUGGCAGGAGGAGGCAAUGGCCUGGUGCAGCAGAAACCCAGUACUCCAAAGCAUCAAGUCUCACAGAAGAGCCAAAUCAAGGUGUUGGCCCCUACUUAUCAAGGUGAGGACAGUAAAAGACAGAAUAAAAGAAAGCAUGAAGAAGGGUCCAAGUUCACCAGAGUCAAGGAGAAAGAAGACAAAUUUAGAAGUAAACACUAUCAGUCCCUUCCAAAACCCACACAAGUUCCUCCAGAAAGUCCCUUCCAAAAACUUGUGAGCCGCUUUCUUCGGUGGAUUCAUCCCAAGAAAACAAUCAAAGGGCAGGAAUCUCCUCCCAAGAAAGGUAGGCCUACAGCAGGUACUGCCCAGAGUCAACAAAGGCAAGUGAAAAAGAAAGCACACGUGGACAGCAAUGUUGCUGAGGCCCAGGAACUUAUGACAGCCGUUGGAGAGAUGUUAGAAAAGAAAAUGAUGCUGCAACGUAAACUCUGUGCUUCAAAGUUUGACAAGCACAGAGAAACUCCUCCACCCCCUGUGUCUCAGUCUUCCUAUGGCCACAAGCCAGCCUCCUACUCAGAACAAAGGAGAGCACCCAGUCACCCAGUCAAUUCCUCCUGUCAGAAGUGUCCUAUACAGGACAAGCACAUCAGAGACAAACCAUCUCAAAAAACUGUACGAUUUAUCAGUGAACCACAGACCCCUCAGAAUCCUAACCUUGUGUCCCCUAACACAAGUAUGAACCUAGUGAGUUCCUCCCAGAGUGGAACAAUAGUGCCAGGUGUCUCAAGUCACCAUCUCCACUGUCCCAGGCACUGUGUUCUUCGAAGGAGUGUCUGUAGCCACCUAGAAAAUUCCUCUCUAGUUUUUUCUAGUAGGAAAACAUAA